Nyctereutes procyonoides (raccoon dog) is the source of this 743-nucleotide messenger RNA. RefSeq names its product lymphocyte antigen 96 (gene LY96). Gene Ontology annotation, biological process: positive regulation of lipopolysaccharide-mediated signaling pathway; detection of lipopolysaccharide; innate immune response. Bases 240 to 722 code for a protein of 160 amino acids. Lineage: Eukaryota; Metazoa; Chordata; Mammalia; Carnivora; Canidae. The record is from RefSeq and is a predicted model, not a curated record. Gene Ontology annotation, cellular component: lipopolysaccharide receptor complex. The transcript has 5 exons. Gene Ontology annotation, molecular function: lipopolysaccharide binding; lipopolysaccharide immune receptor activity; Toll-like receptor 4 binding.
AAGUUCUGUGCUCUCAUUUGCAUUAAGUGUUCUAGAAGAGUAUAUUCUAAAUCAUUUUGCUCUCCACUGGCCGGAAGUGCUCAAAUACUAAAUAUACACGAAAGAGGAAACUCAGGAGAGAAACUCAGAAAUCAUGUGACCAAUGACUAAGUUAAAUUUUUCUGCUUACUGAAAGGGAAGAGUCAGAUGAAUAGUUACAGAGUCUCCUUGUAUUUUUAAAGUUUUGAGGAUACCAAAUCAUGUUUCCGUUUAUGCUUUUUUCUACUCUGUUUUCUUCCAUAUUCACUGAACCUGGGGAGCAAUAUUGGAUCUGCAACUCCUCUGAUGCCAGUGUUUGGUAUACCUAUUGUGAUCACAUGAAAGCCCCUAUUUCAAUAGAUGUUAAUCCCUGUAUAGCAAUGAAGGGAAGCAAGGGAUAUUUGCAUCUUUACUACAUUCCAAGAAGAGAUAUUAAAAAACUAUAUUUCAAUCUCUAUAUAUCUUUUAACUCCAUGCAUUUACCAACGCGCAAAGAAGUUAUUUGCCGAGGAUCUGAUGAUGUUUAUUCUUUUUGCAGAGCUCUGAAGGGAGAGACUGUGAAUACAAGAAUACCCUUCUCCUUUAGGGGAAUACGAUUUUCUAAGGGACGAUACAAAUGUGUUGCAGAAGCCAUCUCUGGAGAUACUGAAGAAAUGCUCUUUUGUUUGAAUUUUACCGUCAUACACCACCCUGAUUUCAAUUAGAAUAAAUAGAGUAUAUUUUUA